This is a messenger RNA of Carassius carassius (crucian carp), 1134 nucleotides long. RefSeq names its product bri3 binding protein (gene bri3bp). NCBI's taxonomy places the organism in Eukaryota, Metazoa, Chordata, Actinopteri, Cypriniformes, Cyprinidae. Bases 167 to 871 code for a protein of 234 amino acids. The transcript is spliced from 3 exons. Gene Ontology annotation, cellular component: mitochondrion. The record is from RefSeq and is a predicted model, not a curated record.
AAAAGAAUCGUACUUCCGGCACUGUUACGUUUUUUCACACUCUCUACCCGCGCGCAGCCUCCUUAGCAUCUCUUUCCGGCACAUCACAUUCAUUCAGUCUAUUACAAGCGCUGUCCGACCGCUUCACUACAGAAUUUUCUCGACGUUUCUCAGGUCGUCUAUAAUUAUGAAGGGAGCGAAAUUGGCCGUGGUUUUAAGCGUGUUUUUGACCUCCGUCCUCCUGACUGAGGCAGCGCGAAGCAGGAAAGACUCCAGCAGCCAGAACAGCUUCAGGAGGGCGGCCAGCGGUUUCUAUCAAACCCUCGGCAGUGUCUUCGGAGAGGAGAACAUCAGAGCGCUGUACAAGUUCUUCUCAAAAACUACAGAGAGGUUUGUUUAUGGAGUGGAUUCAUUAUUGGACACCUUGUGGAAACUGUGGGUGGAUCUGCUUGAUGUUAUGGGCAUUGACUCCUCUAACCUGACGCACUACUUCAGCCCAUCGUCCGUGUCCAGCUCUCCUGCUCGUGCUCUCCUCCUAGUGGCAGCCUUGCUGGUGGCUUACUGGUUCUUGUCCUUGUUCCUGAGUAGUUUCUUUUACAUCCUCCAUGUGAUGUUCGGCCGUUUCUUCUGGCUGGCCCGCAUGGCCCUUUUCGCCCUCUCGUGCCUGUACAUUCUGCAGAAAUUCGAGGGUGACCCUGAGAAAGCGGUGCUGCCGCUGUGCUUCAUCAUGGCCGUGUACUUCAUGACGGGACCAGUGGGAGCAUACUGGAGGAAAGGGAGUGGAUCUGGAACUCUGGAGGAGAAGAUCGACCACCUUGAUAACCAGAUUCGCCUUAUAAACAUCCGCUUGACCAGAGUCAUUGAAAACCUAGAGCACUCAAGUGACCAAUGAAAUGAUUUCCGCCCCAGGCUGAGGGUGAGAGCUGGGGUUUGUGGGAUGGGAUGAGAAGGAAAAAAAUUUUGUUUCGGCCCUUUUUUUCUCAGGAUGUCCCAACAUUUUAGUCAGGCAAGAAUUGUAUGUGACGUAUGGAAAUUUUAUAAAUUCCCUAGUUGAUAUGCUGAAAAAAGUCUAUUAGAUUCACCCUGUUGUCGUAGAAUUAUCACUGUCCAUUUCUACUGUGGCCACACAUUUUUGAGUAAAUAUGGACUUUUUUG